AUGGCGACAAUUAUUCACAUUGCAGCUAAAUCUGGAUCUAAGGAAUUCAGUGUUUAUGUAAAUCCACAACAACAUUUUUUUCCAGAGGCCACUGCUGUUACUAGCUUGAUAAAUUGCAAUGGGAUGCUGCUUCUGCAUGGAAAACAAGUGUCAACACGUCCCCUCCAAGACGCAUUGGGAGAUUUUCUGGAAUGGAUCAAGAGUUUUGAUAGAAAGUGUUGCUUGGUAGCACAUAAUUUGAUUUCUGAUGGCCCCAGAUUAUAUGAUGCUGUGAGGAAAUGCAAUUACGAAGAAAAUUUUUCCAAUUUGAUUCAUGGAUUCGUUGAUACCUUACCUGUUAUUCGAAAAAAUAAGAAUGUGAAAAGACCGAAUCAGUGCAAGUUGAGUGUUCUGGCUAAGUCACUCAAUAUUUCUGUUGAAGGAGUACACAACGCAAUACUCUCUAAAGUUUUGAAGGGUAUGGAAAUAAGUAAUGCUGUAUUAUUAGAAAAUGAAAAACUGUACGAUCGACACGUCAUUGCCUGGAGCAAUAAUGAUCUGAACAAAGAGAAUAUAUCGACUUCAGUGAAGAGGUUGAGUGCCUUAAUUCGAAAGAAACUAUCUGAUGCUGCAAUAAGUAUAAAGAAUCUCAGAAAUAUUUAUUCUAGUGAUAAUGGAGCUGAUGCGAUAAGAGAAUGUUUUAGAGACAAAAUACAAAAGAAAGAUAUCAAGUUGCAAGCCAAAACUAUUGAUAAAAUAAUUACUUUUGUGGCUAAAGUCCACUAG
This is a messenger RNA of Diachasma alloeum, 765 nucleotides long. RefSeq lists its product as uncharacterized. Gene Ontology annotation, cellular component: cytoplasm. The transcript is spliced from 2 exons. The coding region runs from base 1 to 765 and encodes 254 amino acids. NCBI's taxonomy places the organism in Eukaryota, Metazoa, Arthropoda, Insecta, Hymenoptera, Braconidae. Gene Ontology annotation, molecular function: nucleic acid binding; 3'-5'-DNA exonuclease activity. The record is from RefSeq and is a predicted model, not a curated record. Gene Ontology annotation, biological process: DNA catabolic process.